Molecule: messenger RNA, 1549 nt
Organism: Drosophila navojoa
Lineage: Eukaryota; Metazoa; Arthropoda; Insecta; Diptera; Drosophilidae
Gene: Polr3E
Product: RNA polymerase III subunit E
Biological process (GO): tRNA transcription by RNA polymerase III
Cellular component (GO): nucleus; RNA polymerase III complex
Source: RefSeq, a predicted model, not a curated record
UACUUGGUCAUUCUGCCAACAACACCGCAUGAUUUGUGCACUGCAGGCAAAGUAAAACAAUUGAAUGUAUUAAAUCCUCAGUGGAAUGGACGAUGAGGAUGAUCCCAUUGUGGAGGAAAUACCAGUAUUUCUGUCAAAGAACUUGCAGGACAACCUAUACCUAUUUCAAUACCCCACAAAAACCGAGCUACUUAAUCACGACAAUGCCGUCAUCGUCAACUGCUGUGUGAAGCCGUUUACGCAGGAAGUCAAAGUGGAUUUCGCUCUGAACAUUGAGUCUAAACACUUUGAUCGUUUCAAAGGCGAACAAUUCGCUGUAGCCGCCGAUGGCAAGAACAAUCUCGCUAAUGCCACACUCAAAGGCUCUGAGAGACCCACCUACAAGCGUGGCAUCAUGGAUAAGCAGGCAUUCACCAGCACGCGUUCCCUGACAGACAUCUCGAAGUAUGUGGUGGGCAUUUACACAGACAAGGAGAUGCACUUGUCCCCGCUGGCUAGUAUUGUGCAAUUGCGCCCCUCGCUGAACUACUUCGAUAAGGAAGACAAGCGUCGCAAGGCGGAGCAAAAGGCGCAGUCGGAGGAUCUGGAUGAUGAGGAGGUGGCGCAGCAAGUGACCGUCAAGUUUGCACGCGGCACUGGCGCUGGUGCAGCUGCAAAAAAGUCCAAGGAGCAGCGCGGCAGCUACGACAAAUUCGUGCAGCGAAUCGUGGACGAGCCGUGGUGCGAGAGCUAUUGGCAUGCGCGGGACACGCCCACAGCGGAGCUCGAGCGGCAGAAACUGUACAGCACCAACCAUCAGUCUAAUCAGUCGCUAUCACUGCCGCCCAGCGAGUAUCUGUGCAAGUUGCUGCCGCACGACGAGCACGUCCAACAGGUGGACACGGCCAAUGUGGUGCCCGUCUACAACAAGGCAAUGUUGAAGACUUUACCGCUGCUAGAUCAGUUGCGCGUGCUCCUUAAGGAUGCCAAAAUACUCUCGUUCUCUGACGUGCUGCAAAUCCUCACGGAGCAUAUCGAUCCGCAUGUCAGCGCGGACAAGGUGCUGGCGCUAUUACCUCAAGUGGGAAUCCUGUUGCACGGGAACUGGGUGCCCAAAUCCGAGGUGGUCUAUCCCGAAAAGAUACUAUCACAUGCCAAUGGAGUCUCUGCAGAGCAAAUGAUACGUGCCCGGGAUUACAUACUUUACAGAUUCUCGCGUACUCCGUUCCUGUAUCGUAAUCAAAUCAUGACUGCUACGCAGUUGCCCCCCGCUGAGACCUUGGAUGUGCUGAGCACUGUGGCACGCGUUAAUUCCACGAAGCGCUGGGAACUUCUCCUUCCGCCGGACAAGGAGUUUGAGCAAAAGCAUGUAGAACUAGUUCAACGACAGGAGCUGCAUUGGCGCGCCACGGAGCAGUUUUACAAUGAAAUGGAUUGGGCAAAGGAGACGAAGCGCGUGCGCAAGCGCUCCACGCGAAAAAGCGAAUCCCAACAGCAAACCACUAUGACAAUGCCGCCUCCUACAGCACAUCUCUCUACAGAAGCGUAGCGUCAGUUCCAAAUAAAAUUU